Molecule: messenger RNA, 1914 nt
Organism: Parus major (Great Tit)
Lineage: Eukaryota; Metazoa; Chordata; Aves; Passeriformes; Paridae
Gene: SCARA5
Product: scavenger receptor class A member 5
Exons: 7
Coding region: 95-1828 (577 amino acids)
Source: RefSeq, a predicted model, not a curated record
GCCCCCCUCGGGCCCCGGGCCCGGCCCGGACACAGCGCGGGCGCUGAGGGAAAUCCCGGGAAGAGGCCACGGGAAGCUCGGGAAAUCCCGCGGGAUGGAGAGCAAGGCGCUGCAGCUGCGCACCUUCUCCGAGCGCCGCAGCGGAGCCGCCCCCGAGGAGCCCCUGGAGGGAAGGAGCCUCUCCAGGCUGAACCUCUGCGAGGACGAUCCCGUCCGGAAGGCGAAGAGCGCGGGAUGCUGCGGCCGGCUGGGCUCGGCGGCGGCGCUGAAAUAUUCCGUGCUGGGCCUUUACCUCCUGGUCCUCCUCAUCCUGGUGGGAAUCUUCGUCCUGGCAGCAUCCCGGCCCUGCGCAUCUCCCGAGGAUCUGCAGGCCCUGCUGGGUGACGUCCAGCGGCUCAACGAGACCUUCCGGGACUUGCGGCUGCGGCUGCUGCUCCCCGUUCCCACGGGAGGAGAACUCCUGGAGCACGUCUGGAGCCUCCAGGAGCUCCUGCAGAACCACUCGGACUCUCUGCGGCGGCUGGAGGGGUUCCUGCACGGCCUGCGGGACCAGGCCGGACAGACGGACGGCUCCGUGGCCCGGCUCCGCGAUUCCCUGCUCCGGCAGAGCGACGCGGCCCAGCUGGAGCUGUCCCGGCUCUCCGUGGACGCCAACGGCAGCCGGCUGCUCCUGGAGCACCACCAGCACCUCCUGGGCCACCUGGGCGGGCGCCUGGAGCUCCUGGGCGAGCAGGUGACGGCGCUGGCGGGAGCCGUGGAUUCCAUGAACCGCAGCUUCUCCUACGACGUCCGCCUGCAGCGCUCCCGGCUCCGGGAUCUCCAGGGGCUCCUGGGCAACGCCAGCGCGGAGGCGCGGAGGAUGAGGAUGGAGCAGGCGGCCGUGGAGCGGCAGCUGAGGCUGGAGCUGGCCCUGCUCGACAACGUCACCGAGGAGCUGCGCCUGAAGGACUGGGAGCAUUCCGCAGCGCUCCGGAACGUCUCCGUGAUCCGCGGGCCGCCGGGACCCAAAGGAGAGCGAGGCACGGAAGGGAUGGAGGGACCGCCCGGCCUUCCCGGCCUUCCCGGCCUCCGAGGCCUUCCCGGGGAGCGGGGGCCCCCCGGCCCGCAGGGAUUGAAGGGGGACCAGGGAGAGCCGGGCCCUCGCGGCCCCGCGGGAACGCGCGGAUUCAAAGGUGAGCGCGGCCCCAAGGGGGACAAGGGCGACCGAGGCGCUGCCGGCGGCACCAGUGAGUUCCCGGAUCCCGGAUCCAUCCCGAGGAAUUCUUUGGGAAUUUGGAGCCUGGGGAGUGCUGGGAAAUUCCUGACACAAAGAGGCUGCCGGGAAAACCAUCCCGGGGUUUUCCUGCCUUUUCCUGCCCGGGAGAGGAGGAGACGGGAAGUGGGAGAGGUGGGGGGAGCGGGAAAGGACCGGGAAUGGCGGAGGGAAAAACUCGGGAAUGCUGGAGGGAAGAGGCUGGGAAUGCCGGAGGUGUCCUGCAGGCUCGGGACACCUUCCUGCCAUCCCAGGGACAUCCCUGCCUGGGGACAUUCCCAUGGAAUUCCAGGGACAUCCCAUCCCUGCCUGGGGACAUUCCCAUGGAAUUCCAGGGACAUCCCAUCCCUGCCUGGGGACAUUCCCAUGGAAUUGGGGACAUCCCAUCCCUGCCUGGGGACAUUCCCAUGGAAUUGGGGACAUCCCACCCCAGCCUGGGGACAUUCCUUGGAAUUCCAGGGACAUCCCACUCCAGCCUGGGGACAUUCCCAUGGAAUCAGGGACAUCUCAUCCCUGCCUGGGGACAUUCCUUGGAAUCCCGAGCCCAUCCCAGCCCCUGCGGGAGCCCGGCCGUGACCGCGGCCAAUCCCUGGGGAUUUUUGGGAAUGCCGCUCCCAGCCGGAUCCGGCGGUGGGAGCAGGGCUGGGAUGGCCAGGAGCUGC